CCUCUUCAAAUUCUCUCCAACUCUCCAUCAGAGGAAAAAACAUGGCAAACGACAGGCAAAAGGUUGUCCUCAUUACUGGAUGCUCCUCUGGAAUUGGUUUAAAGCUUGCUACCCAUCUUGCAAACGACACCACGAAACAAUUUUAUGUUAUUGCUACCAUGAGAAAUUUAAACAGGAAAGGACAGCUGGAAGCAGCUGCUGGAGAGACUCUAAACAAGACAUUACACAUCAGACAGCUUGAUGUUUGCAGUGAUGAGUCAGUGGCAGAAUGCCUCAAUAGUAUACAAGAUAAAGGAGUUGAUAUACUAGUAAAUAAUGCAGGUAUUGGAAAGAUUGGCCCAGUAGAAAGUCUCAGCAUCCAGGAAAUGAAGAGUAUUUUCGACACAAACUUUUUUGGAGCUGUUCGGAUGAUCAAGGCUGUGCUGCCAGACAUGAAGCAAAGAAAGUGUGGGCAUAUUGUUAUGAUGAGCAGUGUGAUGGGACUCCAAGGAGUUAUAUUCAAUGAUGUCUACGCUGCCUCUAAGUUUGCCAUGGAAGGAUUUUGUGAAAGUCUUGUAGUCCAGCUUCUUAAGUUCAAUAUAUAUGUUUCAAUGAUAGAACCUGGUCCAGUAAACACGGAAUUUGAAAUGAAACUCAUGGAAGAAGUGUCACAUUCCACAUUUCCAGGAACAGACUCAGAGACAGUCCAGUAUUUUAAAGAUAUCUACCUCCCUGCAUCAAAUGACAUCUUUGCCACAAUGGGACAGACUCCAGAUACAAUUGCCAAGGCAACCGUCAAAGUGAUAAAAAUGGAACGGCCAGUAUUUCGUUACCAAACCAAUAUGCUUUAUACACCACUGACUGCAAUGAAGUACGCUGACAAUACAGGAAAUCUGUCAAUCCGAAUGUUUUACAACUUACUUUUCAACUAUGGAACUUUCUUUAAAAUAAGUUUAAAUUGCCUUAGAAUUAUAACAUGCAACUGCUUCCGCAGCAGUGCUGUUUCUCCAAACUAAAUGGGAUUAUGAAGAAUCGGCCUUUCUUGCAGCCAAGCUGUUAUUUAUAGCAGUGUUAGCCAUUGCAUUUCAAUGCCCAAGCCUCAGAAAUUUUCAAGUACUCAGAGCAACAAAGUUGUUUUGAAUAGAAUCUAAAAAUCAAACAUAUGCAGAGAAGACAAGAUAAUAAUAGAUAAGACAAGACAAUUAUAGAUAAAAAUAAUAAACUAAUAAAAAUAGAUAAGUUAUUGAAUUAAGUUCUAGGUGUCCUGGACCCAGAUCCUUCAGCCAGGGAUAAUGACAUUAAAUGGUUUUCUGAAAACUCUAAAGGACUUUAAUAAACAUAUGCAGUUGAAAUUACAAAUUUCCUAAAACAUACCAUUAUAUUUCUCAGAUUGCAAAAUUCCAAUGACAGUACUAAAUAUUCAUUAAUUUGACUACCAAUUUUCAUUAUUUUCAAGUGAUUCGCUAUCGCAGUUGGCCUAACUAUUCUACAUGACUUUAUUAUAAAAAUAUAAUUCAAACAGAAGAAUUUAGAUCAAAUGGGGAUACAGUUCAGUUGCACUGGAACUCUUUCAAUUAGCUACAAGCAAAAGUAACUCAGUUUGAGGCUCUUCCAAGUAUUAGCCUCAACCCACAAGUCCAACAACCUAAACCAUUCCACCAAUGGCCAGGACAGGUUCCACUGCAGAGAUGAGUACUGAAGCUAACAGGCAGAUCUCCCCCAUAAUCCUACUAAUAGCCUCUGAAGCAUUGAUCAGAGCAAAGAAACUGGCGGCACGGUGGCUCAGUGGUUACCACUGCAGCCUCACAGCGCCAGGUUCGAUUCCCAUCUCAGGCGACUGUCUGUACGGAGUUUGCACAUUCUCCUCGUGUCUGCGUGGGUUUCCUCUGGGUGCUCCGGUUUCCUCCCACAGUCCAAAGAUGUGCAGGCUAGGUGUAUUGGCUGUGCUAAAUUGCCCGUAGUGUUCAGGGGUGUGUGGGUUAUAGGGGGAUGGGUCUGGGUGGGAUGCUUCAAGGGGCGGUGUGGACUUGUUGGGCCAAAGGGCCUGUUUCAGCACUGUAGGGAAUCUAAUCUAGUCUAAAAAAAAGCCAGUUCAGCAGGGAUUGACUCUCAGUUCAGUCGCAGAAACAGUGUCCACAUUUGUGAGAGGGCACAUAACCAAACAAACAGCACAAGAUCAUCAACCAGAAGGACCACCUGAAGUGAUUAGUCCUGGAAAGAAUGAAGUCUGGCAAGGAGAAGGUGGAGGUUUCAAUCAGGAGAUUACAGUCAUACAAUUGUUACAUUGCAGUGUUUGGUCCACAGAUUCUGUUACCUGCUGCCAAUCUCUAGUCUUUUCCCCAAAUCUCCGAAUGCCAUUUCUAUCCAAAUAGUCAUCCAAUAUCCUCUUGAGUGUCUGUCAGCUGCAAGAUAUAAUGAGGAUAAUCAAUUAUCUGUCAAUUGGAUUCACAUCAGUAUUGUUGGUAAAGUUCCAUUGUACUGUGAGACAGGAAGAACUGCUGAUGCUGGAAUCUGAGAUAACACAGCAGGCCAGGAGGCAUCAGAGGAGCAGGAAAGGUGACAUUUCGGGUCGGAACUCUCCCGACCCGACACGUCAGCUUUCCUGCUCCUCUGAUGCUGCCUGGCCUGCUGUGUUCAUCUAGCUCCACACUGUGUUAUCCAUUGUACUGUACAAUGUACAAUGAAACCAUACGCGUGGGUUCAGUUCCCACACAGGGUGAGAUCACAAUGAAGGAUGCUCUUUCCCAACCUCUCCCCUCACCUGGUUAAACCACCACCAUCAUCCCUCCCUCUAAUGACACAGCAGCCCUAUGGUUUGGUAAGACUAUGGCGACUUCACCUUUAUGAUAAAAGAAAUGAAAAUAACAAUUAUGUUUCAAUACCCACAAUAACUGAGCUCCUGGAGUAACUGGAUGACUGACUGUCUGCCACCUCGUCUUCAGAAACUUCCAAGGAAAUAAAAUCAUUUGAAAAUAAAAGAAAUGCUAAUUAUAAAUUGUUGUGAUUGCUUGAUAUGU
Molecule: messenger RNA, 2996 nt
Organism: Stegostoma tigrinum
Lineage: Eukaryota; Metazoa; Chordata; Chondrichthyes; Orectolobiformes; Stegostomatidae
Product: retinol dehydrogenase 8-like
Exons: 6
Coding region: 42-995 (317 amino acids)
Biological process (GO): estrogen biosynthetic process
Cellular component (GO): cytoplasm
Molecular function (GO): estradiol 17-beta-dehydrogenase [NAD(P)+] activity
Source: RefSeq, a predicted model, not a curated record